AAUCUUUCCACAGGGGGGCCCUGUUCCACCGGCAGCCCCGCCCCAGCUCCUCCUUCCAUAACUCAGUACAAGCAGCUUCUCCCCAGAGUCUUUCCAUAGGGGGGAGCUGUUCCACCUGCAGCCAUGCCCCAGAUCUUUACAUCUGCAUACUAGCUCCUUCAACAGCUUUCUUUCUGUCCGCCCUGCUCGUCCCCCUGCAGCUCUCAGCUCUUCCUCAAAAGUCCCCCUGCUCCCACAGCAGCUGCUCCUCCCCAAGCUCCUCCCCCAGCACGUUCCCACGCCCCGCCGUGCUCCACCCUGCCACUACCACAGCCGCGCCUUCAUCUCCUCCCCAGCUCUUGUGCGCAGCUCUGCCCCAGCUCCUCUGUCAGCUUUUCCCACAGCUCUGCACUAGCUUCCCCCACCCUCUUUCUCACAAGCCGCCUUCUUCUGCACAGCUGCUCUCCCAGCUCUUUCCACUGCCCUGCCCUGCUCCUCACCCCGAGGGUCUCAGCUCUUCCUCAUAAGUCCCCCUGCUCCUGCAGCAGCUGCUCCUCCACAAGCUAUUCCCCCGGCACGUUCCCACGCCCCAUCCGGGGCCUCUUGCCCCACUCCCCUCUGCUCUCAGCCCCGCCCCCGCUGCUCUCUCGGCCCCGCCUCCCGCCAUUCUCUCACCCCACUUCCUGCUGCUCUCAGCUCCACCCCCUACCGCUCUCCGACCCCCGCAGCUCUCAGCUCCGCGCCCCGCAGUGCUCUCGGCUCUGUUCUACAGCCUCUGCCCGCCAUUUUCUCACAGUUGAGCCUGUUCCUUCCUCAGUUCCCCCAGGUCUUCACGCGGUCCCGCGCUGCUCCUCCCGUGGCUCCACCUCCUGCCCGCAGCCCCGCCCCAGCGGUCUGGCAGGACGUCGCCAUCCCGCCCCUUCCUCUUCCUCUCCUGCUUCCUUCCCUCCAGAAGCAACUCCUCAGGGCCGCCGGUCUCCACCCCCUGGCCCUGGCCUAACCUACCUGCGCGCCUCAGGCCCCAGUGCGUGCAACAGCGUCUCCUAGCGACCAGUGCGUACGCAAGUGCGUGAGGACGUAGUGCGCGGCUGCCUACGUGCGCGGAUAUGUGAAGAAUCUGAGACAAAUAGAAGAGUGUUUCCUCCUCAGGCCACAAAGCAGCUGUCCCUGUCAUAGUCCGUGAGCUCUCUGAGCAUUCUAUCAGGUGGAUCUGAGUCACCAAAAUCCCAGCCUUCCCAGUCCCAGUCUUCGCUUGGGCCUGCUGUGCUGACAGAUGGAUGCAGUAAACCAUUGAGACCACCAAGGCCCAGAGAGCUUGCAGAAGAUGAAGAUCUGUUGCCUCUCCUUCCGGCAGCCUUAUGCUGGCUUUGUCUUAAACGGGGUCAAGACCUUGGAAACACGUUGGCGUCCCCUGCUGGGCAGCCACCAGAACCAUACCAUCGCCAUCCACAUUGCUCACAGGGACUGGGAAGAUGACACCUGGUGGGAGCUGCUGCAGGGGAGGCUCGGGAUGACGCCCGCUCAGAUUCAGGCCUUACUUCGGGAAGGGGAAAAGUUUGGCCGAGGAGUGGUAGCUGGGCUCAUUGACAUUGGGGAAACUUUGGAGUGUCCUGAAAACUUAGCUCCUGAGGAGGUUGUGGAACUGGAAAAGCAAGCUGUCCUGACCAACCUGCAGCAGAAGUACCUGACUGUGAUUUCCAACCCCAGGUGGUUACUGGAGCCCUUACCUAGCAAAGGCGGAAAGGAUAUAUUCCAGGUUGACAUCCCAGAGCACUUGAUCCCUUUGGGACAGAAGGUGUGACGUGUGUGGGCUCCUGAGAGGAAUGUAGCUGAGAAACCAGCUAUAUCAUGGCACCGUUGAUUCGCCAUCUUGGCUCACGUACAUGUAGAUCAGGUUAAGUGUGAAUUACCCCUGCAUUGUAGCGUGCUUCCCACUACAUGAGGUUCACAGAAACGGGUUUCUGUGCUUACAAGAAGGGAAUAGUGGGUGUUGCUGGUCAUUUUGUUCCUGCUAAUGUAGAUUGUAGAAAUAAAUGUGUCAAACAUAA
Cynocephalus volans (Philippine flying lemur) is the source of this 2027-nucleotide messenger RNA. Its product is annotated as EOLA-like protein. The record is from RefSeq and is a predicted model, not a curated record. Lineage: Eukaryota; Metazoa; Chordata; Mammalia; Dermoptera; Cynocephalidae. The transcript is spliced from 5 exons. Bases 1304 to 1780 code for a protein of 158 amino acids.